UUUCAGAUGAUUACUGCAAAAAUCGAAGAAACCGUGCCUUGUUCGCCGCCUAACAUGGAGCCUCUCGACAACACAAGUCUUGAAGAAAGCCAGUUUCGGCCGGAGAAGAAGGAAAAGUCGACUUGUUCGAUUUGUCGGGAGGAUGGCGAUGGAUAUCAUUUUGGAGCAGAAGCCUGCAGAGCUUGCGCGGCCUUCUUCCGUCGUAGUGUUUCCCUCGACAAAACCUAUCUUUGCCGGGGAAAUAAUGAUUGUGAGAUUACUGCGAAUAUUCGAUGCAUGUGCCGCUCCUGUCGGUUCGCCAAGUGUCUAGAGGUGGGCAUGAAUCCCGCAGGAGUCCAACAGCGGCGUGACACUAUUGGGAAGCGAGAAAUCAAGCCAGAUUCCACCGACCUCAUGCAACUUUUGGGUUCUGUCGGAGAUGGCUAUCCUCCGACGACAAGUGCACAAUCGGCACUUGUAGAAGACCUUCAUCCGUCCUUCAACGAUCGAAUGCCGAUUCUCAUGAAAAUGCGAGUCAACUAUCGAAAAAUGGACAAUGCGCGGCUGGUGAUACAUCGAAAGGAUGGGCAGAGCCUUUUUAAAGAAAAAACGCCGAAAGCUGUGAACUACAAAGAAGCGUGCGCACAGAGCAUUCGAGAAGUUUCCCUAGUUGCUGAUUGGGUCGCGUGGUGUUUCGAUGAUUUUGUCACAUUACCAAUGGAUCAGAAAAAAGUCCUGUUCCGCAACUUCUACACGCCGUUCAGUGUUCUCGAAGGCGCGUUUCUUUGUCACAUAAACGACACGUCGAACGCGUUGAUAUUGCCUUCUGGAGACUACAUUGAUACCAAUAAUUUGAAGAGUUUCUUCAACAUUCCAGACGAGGAACAACCAAUGACAGACGAUGAAAUUGAAAAAAUGUUCAAGCCGUCGUUCGAGCUGAAUCGCCGAGGCCUGGUCCUUCCAAUGAUGGCCGAAAAGAUUGACGUUUUCGAGUUCUUCGCUCUCUGCACUUUUGUAUUCUGGGAUUUCGGGCUCGACGAGCAAACCGACGAUUGCAUGAUGAUCGGAAAGAGUGUGAAGGAUCGAGUUAUGAAGGAGCUCGCGUUCUAUUUGAGAUGUGCAAAACGACUAGAAGAGCCGUCACUUCGUGUCGCCAGUCUUUUGACAUUGUUACCUGCGCUUCAGAGAUGCGUUCGUCGAUUCCAAGAAGACAUCGAGAUAACCAACGUGUUCAAUGUGUAUGCGCCUCCCAAGGAUUUUUAUGAUCUCGUUAAUGGAAAAUUCUGCUGACUUUCCGAAUUUUGCACACAUAUCACCUUGAAAUUCUGUGAAAUUAGAAUCGUGUAUUAUCGGUUGUUGUUUUUGUCUACUUUGCCCCCAAUGUAGUUUUUAAUUUUUUAAAAGAUAAAAUUUAUUAAAUAUAAUU
Caenorhabditis elegans is the source of this 1405-nucleotide messenger RNA. RefSeq names its product Nuclear hormone receptor family member nhr-86 (gene nhr-86). NCBI's taxonomy places the organism in Eukaryota, Metazoa, Nematoda, Chromadorea, Rhabditida, Rhabditidae. Gene Ontology annotation, cellular component: nucleus. The transcript is spliced from 6 exons. The record is from RefSeq and is marked reviewed. Gene Ontology annotation, molecular function: RNA polymerase II cis-regulatory region sequence-specific DNA binding; sequence-specific DNA binding; DNA-binding transcription factor activity. Gene Ontology annotation, biological process: regulation of DNA-templated transcription. Bases 55 to 1269 code for a protein of 404 amino acids.